UCGGAAGCUAGGGGUCAGCCAGGCAUCCGUCUUCACGCUUCUGAUGAAGACAUGCCACUGAGGGACCUGCGGCGACUGUGGGGAUCUCGGAAGCAGAGUGCGGUACCAGCGGACAGUGGCGGGGAAGAAGGCAGUGGUGGCACCGACUCGGACACCAAAGGUCCGCUUUGCUCGCUGCCCCUACUGCAGGUCUGGCCCAGCCAAGAUUCCCCGCGAGGCGAGGCCGAUGGCCAGAGCUUCGUGUUCCCCGGAGAGGAGUCCACCACCCACCAGCACGACUCCGGCAUCGAAUCUGUCCAGCGUCCGCUCAAAAGUGUGAGGGUACAUCGAGAGGGGGGUGCUUAUCCUGUGGCCGUACAGGGGGUGGUCCUGAGUUAG
Homalodisca vitripennis (glassy-winged sharpshooter) is the source of this 378-nucleotide messenger RNA. RefSeq lists its product as uncharacterized. The coding region runs from base 52 to 378 and encodes 108 amino acids. NCBI's taxonomy places the organism in Eukaryota, Metazoa, Arthropoda, Insecta, Hemiptera, Cicadellidae. The record is from RefSeq and is a predicted model, not a curated record. The transcript is spliced from 3 exons.